Messenger RNA from Cyphellophora attinorum, 1776 nucleotides. RefSeq lists its product as uncharacterized. The record is from RefSeq and is a predicted model, not a curated record. The transcript has 3 exons. The coding region runs from base 1 to 1776 and encodes 591 amino acids. Lineage: Eukaryota; Fungi; Ascomycota; Eurotiomycetes; Chaetothyriales; Cyphellophoraceae.
AUGGCGCCCACCGCAACCGACCACUGGUCCCUCUCCGACGACGAGACACAGUCGAAGCUUCCGUUCGACGUGUCAAGCACCGACGAUGUCUUCGACGAAGACGAAGACCUGAGCGACCUCAGCCCCCUGAACGCGUCGCCCCUCCGAGGAGAUGAAUACCUCAGUCCUAUCAUUCACCGCACACCAACGAUGCGUCGCCACGCUCGCCGAAAGUCCGAAUCCGACUCUCCCCAGACCGUAGUCUACAUCGGCGGCGGUGACUCUGGCUCACCUCUUCGCUAUGCUGCCAUCCAGAAGCCGCGCAUCGUAGACCUGUCUCAUCACCACCAGAAGGGAGCCUCCAAGCCACCACCAACCACGGCCACUGCCCAGCCCGACAUCGACUCCAAUAAUUUGCUUGGGCACUUCAAGGAGCUUCUCACUACGCAAUUCGUCGAGCUCAGAUCGACGCUGCGGGUCGAGUUGGCUCAAGUCCGUGACGAGCUGAUGGCGGAAGUGGGUGAGAUGAGAGAAACGAUGAAGCGAGAGAUUGCAGAGGUCAAACAUGCGAACAAGCAAGGAGCCGAUCGACUUCAGAAUGCUGUGAAAGUCGGGGUUGAGGCUAUGGUGGCUCAGGUCGGUGAGAGCGUCAAACAAGAGUCAGCCAACGUGAAGCUCAGCGUUAACAAAGUCAAGACCGAGCAGCUUGAGUCCACCAACACACUCACCGAAGCUGUUCGCAGCUCAACCACAAACCUGCAGGACGACCUCAUCUCAACGAGAUCCUCCCUCCGCGAGGCGAUUGACGAGGUUCGAAUUUCUGUCAAGGACGACAUCGCGCAGCUGAAGCGAGAAAUGUCGGAGUCGAAAGUCGAGCUCAAGAUCGCCGUUGACGCGAGCAAAGCCGCCAUCGAGACCGAAAUAGCCCAGCUGGGCAGAGACACCGAGGAGGACAAGGUCGAGCUUAUGAAUGCUAUUAAGGCGAUCGGAGAGUCAGUCACGGCAACGAGCGACCAGGUGCAGCAGAGUCUGGAAGAAGCGCACACGGAUCUGAAAGCGGAGGUCGAAGCGGCAACUCACGCGUCCAAAGAAGCCGCGGCGAAGUUGCAUGACGAGGUCGAGACCAUUAGCACCUCCCUGAGCACCAUGUCGACCAAUGUCGGAUCUGUCAGCAAUGGCAAGUCCAUAAUUGACUUGCUCCGCUCAAUCGAGCAGUCUAUCAUCGUCUCGGACCAGCCCUUCCCGCUCACUGAGAUCCUCGAACGCCUGUCUCGACUCACGUCCGCAACCAGCAAUCUCCACUGGCACUCCACACAAGCCCACAACAAGAUCCUCGCCCAGCAGACGGACUUCGGAACCACACUAAGCGGCGCAGCCGAGAAACAUGGCCAACAACAUAGCCCGAGACACCCAAACAGCGACCACAUCAUCAGAGCCGCCGUCGAAGAUCUGAAAGCGGCCACAAGCCACAAUGUCGCAGAUGCCAUCAGCAAAGCAAACACCAUGGUAGACAAAGCCCUCAAGGCCUCCACUACCACCCAGAACGACUGGCAUCAACGACUCGAGAUCCUGAUCGCAGACGUCAAGCGCGAGACCGCCUCCCUAUCCGAAUCCCGCAAAGCCGAAGCCCGCGACCUGAUCCGGACCAUCGGCAAGAUCGACGACACCGCGAUGCGCUCGAACAAGAUCGUUUCCGCCAUCGAGAAGAAAGCAGAAGAGCUCAAGUUCGUCAAGGAUGACCUCUUGCUCUCCCGAUUCGAUAAGGCUUUACGGCGCGGAAUCUCUUGGAUCAGAUGA